AUGGUGUGGUCAGUGCUGGCUGGUCAUUGGUCUGGCAUAAUUUCUCCCGAAGUGAUGGAAGAGAUUAGGGAGAUUGAAACAUGGAUUCUCAUGCUUCUCAGUUCACCUGUACCUGUACCAGGGAAGACUAAAGUGCAGUUAGAAGUGAUGCCUCUCGACAUAUCUCCCGUAUUCGAGUUUGCGCUACCGGAUCAUACUCGCUUCAGUCUCGUGGACUUCCCACUUCAUUUGCCUUUCGAACUGCUCGGAGUCGAUGAAGCUGUCCGCAUUUUAACGGCCAUUAUGCUUGAAUUCAAGGUGCACCGGGAGUGA
Messenger RNA from Cooperia oncophora, 312 nucleotides. The record is from the annotation of a GenBank genome assembly. Lineage: Eukaryota; Metazoa; Nematoda; Chromadorea; Rhabditida; Trichostrongylidae.